Molecule: messenger RNA, 444 nt
Organism: Capsella rubella
Lineage: Eukaryota; Viridiplantae; Streptophyta; Magnoliopsida; Brassicales; Brassicaceae
Product: probable E3 ubiquitin-protein ligase ATL45
Exons: 1
Coding region: 1-444 (147 amino acids)
Source: RefSeq, a predicted model, not a curated record
AUGGUAUUUUUAUCAUCAUGGCUGCCGCUGGAAGUGUUUGCAGUGGCAGGUCCAUUGGUUGUUAUCUUACUUGGCUGCAUCUCAGCUAUCAUCUUUCACAUUUGGAAAAAGUUAUUAAAGUGUAUCCAACCUGCUACUACGGAAUCAGUACCAGACGUUGAGACCGGACAUCUAACGCCGUCUGAGUCUGAACUAAAGAUCUUCAAAACCGGAUAUACGAGUCGGAUCAAGGGAAUGGAGUCUAAAGAAGAAGAAGAAGGGUUUGGUGGUGAUGAGAUUUGUUGUUGUUCAAUCUGUCUUGAAGAGUUUGAAGAUGGCCAUGAGAUUGUCAGUAUAAACAAGUGUCGACAUGUUUUUCAUCGUUUGUGUAUUGAUUCAUGGCUGAAACAGGAUCAAAGCUGCCCUAAUUGUCGAUGUUUUUUACUAGAUUUUAUUUAUACAUGA